AUGUUUUCUUCAGAUGCAUUCCACGCCUUGUGCGUGCUUGCUCUCACGGUUACAGUGGGAGCCCAGUCCGCCACAACAACCGGUACACCCACCACCCAGGAGCCAUGUGCGCAAGUGAGUGCCUUUUCGAGCCAAUAUAAGGCGGCCAGUCCUUCAGCCCCCUAUGUUCCCGUACCACCAGAUAUGGCUUAUGCCUGUCAACAGUCGGUUCCCUUGGUGAAAGAGGAUACACUUGCCGUACUCACUGGACUCAAAGCUUUGGUAGAGUGGCAAAGUACUCUGAUCUGGGUCAAGAAUCCACCAGCCAAUUGGCCAUUUGCUCCGGCCGACCUGGUGGGAGGACUGCAAGACCUUACCGAAAAGGUGGAAGAUGGAACCAUCACCCAGGAGAUUGACUUCGAAACCCGGCUGGUAGAUUUGAUAUCUGCCGUACACGAUGGGCACCUCAACUACAUCCCAGAUGCCUACUCUGUCUUCAACUACGAAAACCUGCAGCUGCCCAUAGUUUCCGUCUCGAGUGAUGGCAAACAGCUACCAGAAAUCUACGCCUUGGCCGACAUGCUGGCUCAACAAGCCGGAGCAGCAGAAGGAUGGACCCCUUCUCCGAUCGUCAAGGUCAACGGGACCGAAGUUGUUCCCUAUCUCAGUCAGAUGGCUUUCAAUGGGACCAUGGCUCACCAGGACUUGGAUGCCUUGUACAACCGUAUAUUCUUCAGCCCUUUGGCCACCGCCGACAGCGACUCGGGUUAUUUCAGCGCCCCCUUUUUGAGUCGGUUCUGGGGUUCGUCGGUCGCGGUCGAGUUCAAGAACGGGACCCAAGCCUCCUUUCCCAUAACCGCGGUUUUGCUCUAUGACUUCACGGACGUGGUCGACGGCGAGAGUUUCUACCAGACUUUCUGUAAUGCCACGGUGAAGGCCAUGGCAUCAGCGAGCGCGUCUGCAACAGCUACGGCCCAGCCGACGGCGACCGCGGCACCCGAUCCGGAGGAUGCGCUCCCGUUCUAUCCUACCGCCGUCGCAAUCACUGACGAUGGGACGCUGGCUGGCUACUUUCUGGACGACGAACCCAGUGUGGCCAUCUUAGCAAUCCACGCAAUGUCUAAUGACGGAGUCUCGUCGCAGCAGACCCUGGCCCAUUUUCUGCAACAAUGCCGGCAGGAAAACAAGACCCAUCUCAUUGUGGAUCUCAGCCAGAAUGGCGGAGGCCUGAUUGAGCUAUCCUACGAUAUCUUCAAGCAGUUGUUUCCAACCAUUCAGCCAUACUUAGGGGCCCAGCUGCGGGCGCAGGAACAGGUAAAUAUCCUCGGGGAGUUCUACACGCCCAUAGUUCAGCAGGCCAGACAGCAGGGAGAUCUAGACACCACCGACAUGACAACACCAAUCUUUCAAGGCGAAUACUCUACAUUCGAUUCCUCGACAUUCUACAAUGACAGUGGUCUGCCUUUCCCAUCCUGGGCAGACUACUACGGCCCUGUCCAGGUCCAUGGUGACAAUUUCGCGCACCAGUACCAGUUGAACCUUUCAGACGUUGGCUAUGAUGAAAGGACCAGCAGCAUGAUCCCCUUCGGCUAUGCCAAUAACUCCAAGAUCGCCCCCCAGCCUUUCCUCUCCGAAAACAUGGUUAUUUUUGGGGAUGGAUACUGUGGAUCGUCAUGCACAAUUCUGACGCAUCUUCUUAAAUAUCAAGGCAAGGUCAAGUCAAUUGUGAUCGGAGGUCGACCGCAGACUGGGCCAAUGCAGGGUAUCGGAGGGACCAAAGGGUGCCAAGUACUACCGUUGCCCAACAUCCUGACAGCCGUGGACGUGUUCUACCAAAAUGCUUCAGCAGAUGCUAUCACAGCGGCAAAUAAGACAGGACUGAAAGACCUCGCGGAUCAGGGCCCGACGCUACUGCUUCGGCAGGAUGCAACGAUCGGGGCUGUCGAGAUCAACCUUCUGAACGCUAUUGCUCAGUAUGAUGAGUCGCAGACGCCGCUCCAGUUUGUCUAUGAGGCUGCGGACUGCAGACUGUGGUUGCAGACGGCCCACAUCACCGACGUUGCGGCGAUCUGGAAGACGGUGGCAGAGCAGGCCUGGGGACUGAGCGGUCAAGAGAAGUACUCGCUGUGUGUUCCCGGCAGCACGAAUCAGCCCAGUAGCUUGAGCGGCAACCAGACGCUGUUCCAACAGGGCCAGCCCUCCAACGUCACCGGGUACAACCCUGGGGGCGAAGACGCCGAGCAGGACAAGUCGACGGAAAAUGCUUCUGGGUCGCUGACGUUUGCCGCCGGAAGCCUGUCAAGCAUGGUCUUCGGGAUCCUGUUGGCUGUGGUUGCAUCAUCAGCCAACUUGAUGAUCUAG
Messenger RNA from Fonsecaea erecta, 2340 nucleotides. RefSeq lists its product as hypothetical. Gene Ontology annotation, molecular function: serine-type peptidase activity. The coding region runs from base 1 to 2340 and encodes 779 amino acids. The transcript has 4 exons. The record is from RefSeq and is a predicted model, not a curated record. NCBI's taxonomy places the organism in Eukaryota, Fungi, Ascomycota, Eurotiomycetes, Chaetothyriales, Herpotrichiellaceae. Gene Ontology annotation, biological process: proteolysis.